AUUUCCUGUGUGGUGCUAAUUUACAUGAUACAGUUCUCAAGUCUGGAAUAAUUUUUGUGAGCAAGAAGACUUCUUAAUUACAUCAGUGCUUCAAGAUACAAAGAAAUAGUAUUCAGAGUAACCUUAACAAUCUUUUGAAGUCACUAAAAAUCUGAUAGUUGAGAUCCACAAUGGCAGACAUAGGAGAUGGACCACAUUUGGGGGAAGAUCUGACAGAUGCAAAAUCUGUUCCUGGUUCCAAAGGAAAGAACCUACCUGCUAGCAAGUCUAUGGACUCUGGAAUUCUGCCAGACUACAGUUACAGAAUGGAUUAUCCAGAGAUUGGGCAAUGUAUAAUAAUAAACAAUAAGAACUUCGACAGACAGACUGGGAUGUUACCCCGAGCGGGUACAGAUGCGGAUGCUGCAAGUGUCAGAGAAGUUUUUAUGAAGUUGGGAUAUAAAAUAAAGAUCAACAACGAUCUUUCAUGCAGGGACAUUUUUAAACUAUUGAAAAAUGUUUCUGAAGAAGAUCACAGCAAGCGAAGCAGUUUUGUUUGUGUGUUGCUAAGCCAUGGUGAUGAAGGAUUAAUCUAUGGUACAGAUGGCCCUCUUGAACUGAAAGCACUAACAAGCCUUUUCAGAGGUGACAGGUGCAGAAGUUUAGCAGGAAAACCCAAGCUCUUUUUCAUUCAGGCUUGUAGAGGGACAGAACUAGAUUCUGGUAUUGAGGCAGACAGUGGAUCAGAAGAAACAAUGUGUCAAAAAAUACCUGUAGAAGCAGACUUCCUGUAUGCAUAUUCUACAGCUCCAGGCUAUUACUCCUGGAGGAAUUCAGCUGAAGGCUCCUGGUUUAUUCAGUCACUGUGUAAAAUGCUGAAGGAGCAUGCAAGGAAACUUGAACUCAUGCAGAUUUUAACUCGUGUAAAUCGCAGAGUGGCAGAGUAUGAGUCCUGCUCAACUCGGCAGGACUUUAAUGCAAAGAAACAGAUUCCGUGCAUUGUCUCUAUGCUCACCAAAGAAUUUUACUUUCCUUGCUAAAAGAAUCUCACUUUGUAAUUUUUCAGUUUGUGUUUUUAUCUGUAAUUUAUGUGCAAUGUCAGCAUGGAAUACCAUUUUUAAAUCUGAAUUACUGUUCACUACUGUGUGUAGCAUCAUGAACUGUCUCAGAGUCUAAGUUAGAUAUGUCCUUUAUUAGAAGUAAAACAUAGUAUGGCUAUGUUAGAAAUCCAAACUUGAGUAGCUGAAGCACAGGCAAACUUGAAAGUGGUGCUCUGAGUAUCUCGAAAAACUAGGAAGAGGAGACUGAAGGAAGGUCAGAUCACUUAUCAGAUCUAUUUGGUUCUGCAUUUCACUUUGCUGAAGACAGAGAAAAGAAACAGUUCUUGUAAAUAGUUUGGUUUCCUACCUUUGCCAAUGGGAAGAAGAUUCAGAAUGUGAUGUGUUUAAUAAUGAUGGUAAUAUGAUAGUAGUGUCACACAUUUCUUCUUCACUUGAGUUCUUAAAGUUCAGGCUAUAAACUAACCUGAACUGUUUUUAUAACUUAGGGCAGAAACUGUGAAAAACAGCCAUUUAAUUUUUUAUGUACAAUUAGGAAGCAUACUUAGAAUACAGUCAACUUUUUUCUAAUAAUUUCAUAACUUUUUAUAUGGAAUAUUAGGUAAAGCAAUUGUGUCAACCCGGUAGCUGUUUCAAAAUAAAUUUUGUAUUCUGACCUUGAAGCUGAGUGACUAUGGGACCGCUAUUCCAAAAUUCCUUUUUCUGCAGCUCCCUAAGGCAGGAAGCUGCUCGGGCACAUUUUGGGCUAUAAGAAUCGGUGCAAAAGGAAGUCUGUGUUCUGAAUAGUCUGCUUUCCUCUUUCUGGCCAUAAAUUAGUGUGGGUUUGCUGCGUGCUAUGUGCAUACUGCAUUUAAUCUGUGUGGAAACCUAGAUUGGUGGUACCGGAGGAAUUUCACUUCUUAACUCCAACAGCAAUUUGAGUUAAUUACAAUACUUCAGCUAACAUAUGUUAACAAAUUGUAGAUUUAGAUCUCUUGACUAAGUUUUGUGGAACUGGCUUUUACAAAAUUGUAAAACGUUUCUGUUGAUGUUUCAGCUUUUGGCAGUCUUUUUAAGACCAGAGGAAGA
Molecule: messenger RNA, 2105 nt
Organism: Egretta garzetta (little egret)
Lineage: Eukaryota; Metazoa; Chordata; Aves; Pelecaniformes; Ardeidae
Gene: CASP3
Product: caspase 3
Exons: 7
Coding region: 171-1019 (282 amino acids)
Biological process (GO): positive regulation of apoptotic process; erythrocyte differentiation; proteolysis
Cellular component (GO): cytoplasm
Source: RefSeq, a predicted model, not a curated record